Mesocricetus auratus (golden hamster) is the source of this 5450-nucleotide messenger RNA. RefSeq names its product neuronal pentraxin receptor (gene Nptxr). The transcript is spliced from 7 exons. The record is from RefSeq and is a predicted model, not a curated record. NCBI's taxonomy places the organism in Eukaryota, Metazoa, Chordata, Mammalia, Rodentia, Cricetidae. The coding region runs from base 1 to 1908 and encodes 635 amino acids.
AUGGUGUACAUCUUUGGUCCCAGGCAGAAAUGUGGGGCUCCCUAUGAGUUUGAGGCCAACCUGGUCUACACAGAGAGUUCCAAGCUAGCCCGAGGACCCGAGGACUUGGAUGAGGGUGCAGUACCAGGGAUGGAGAAUAGUGAACCCUGCUCUGCUAGGAAGUUUGGAGGUGGCAGUUCUGGGCGUGGCGCACGCACCGGACUCCCGGCACCGAACGGGUGCCGGGCUGGGCCUCGGCUGGCCCCGGGGGAGCGAGUGGGGCGGGGCCGCCGCGCCCGCCUUCUCCUCCUCCUCCCGCCGCGCGGGCUCAGAGCGGCGGCAGUAGCGGCCGCGGCGACAUCUCCAGUUCUCGCUCCGGCUCCCGCACUCCCGGGCCCCGCGCCCCGACCCCGCCGCCGCUCCUGCCGGGGGCCUAGCGCGCCCCCUCCGCGCUUCACGCUGAAGUUCCUGGCCGUGCUGCUGGCCGCGGGCAUGCUGGCGUUCCUCGGUGCCGUCAUCUGCAUCAUCGCCAGCGUGCCCCUGGCGGCCAGCCCCGCGCGCGCGCUGCCCGGCGGCACCGACAAUGCCUCGGCCGCCGGCGCCCCGGGCCCGCAGCGCAGCCUGAGCGCCCUGCACGGCGCUGGCGGCUCGGCCGGGCCCUCGGCGUUGCCCGGAGAGCCUGCUGCCAGCGUCUUCCCGCCGCCGCCCGGGCCGCUGCUCAGCCGCUUCCUCUGCACGCCGCUAGCAGCCGCCUGCCCGUCGGGGACCGAGCAGGGGGACGCGGCGGGCGAGCGAGCGGAGCUGCUGCUGCUGCAGAGCACGGCGGAGCAGCUGCGCCAGACGGCGCUGCAGCAGGAGGCGCGCAUCCGUGCAGACCGGGACACCAUCCGCGAGCUCACCGGCAAGCUGGGCCGCUGCGAGAGCGGCCUGCCGCGCGGCCUCCAGGAUGCCGGACCGCGCCGCGACACCAUGGCCGACGGCGCCUGGGACUCACCCGCGCUGCUCCUGGAGCUGGAGGACGCGGUGCGCGCGCUGCGAGACCGCAUCGAGCGCAUCGAGCAGGAGCUGCCAGCCCGUGGGAACCUCUCGGCGCCGGCCCCGGCCGUGCCCACCGCCCUGCACUCCAAGAUGGACGAGCUGGAAGGCCAGCUGCUGGCGAAGGUACUGGCGCUGGAGAAGGAGCGCGCUGCCCUCAGUCACGGCAGCCACCAGCAGCGACAGGAAGUGGAGAAGGAGCUGAAUGCCCUACAGGGUCGAGUAGCAGAGCUGGAGCAUGGGUCCUCGGCCUACAGUCCCCCAGAUGCCUUCAGGGUCAGCAUCCCCAUCCGCAACAACUACAUGUACGCCCGCGUUCGCAAGGCGCUGCCGGAACUCUACGCCUUCACCACCUGCAUGUGGCUGCGCUCCAGGUCGGGUGGCUCCGGCCAGGGCACCCCCUUCUCCUACUCGGUGCCCGGGCAAGCCAAUGAGAUCGUGCUGCUGGAGGCCGGCCUUGAGCCAAUGGAGCUGCUGAUCAACGACAAGGUGGCCCAGCUGCCUCUGAGCCUGAAGGACAACAAUUGGCACCACAUCUGCAUUGCCUGGACCACCAGGGAUGGGCUGUGGUCUGCGUAUCAGGAUGGUGAACUUCGGGGCUCUGGUGAGAACCUGGCAGCCUGGCACCCCAUCAAGCCACAUGGUAUCCUUAUCCUGGGCCAAGAGCAGGACACCCUGGGGGGCCGAUUCGAUGCCACUCAGGCCUUUGUCGGUGACAUUGCACAGUUCAACCUGUGGGACCACGUCCUGACACCUGCCCAGGUCCUUGGCAUGGCCAACUGCACUGGACCUCUGAUGGGCAAUGUCCUUCCCUGGGAAGAUAAGCUGGUGGAGGCCUUCGGAGGUGCAAAGAAGGCCACCUUUGAUGUCUGCAAGGGGAGGGCCAAGGCAUGAGGAGCCACCUUGUUCAGAGCCCCUCCCUUGCCUGUCACUUUGGGGACCUUGAAGGGGCACUUCCCUCCACAGCCUGUCCACGUGCUGACCUGCCCUCCUACCACACUCCCGGCCACACCUCCCACUUCCCAUCACAGGCACCCACACCUCCAGAAUGUCCUGCCCUGGAUGGAUGUCCCCUCAACUGCCUGGGUAGGGACCAGUAUCUCAAGUCCAUUGACCCAACCUAGGGGAGUCGAGGCCGUCCUGCCUCCCGGCAAUGUAUUGGCUUGGCCUCUCCCGCUCACACACUCUGUCCCCCACCAGUCACAUCAGACCGCACUAAUUCCAACAUUCCCCGAGGAGUUGUGGGUAGAGGUGGCCUCUGACCCUCUCAUCCCCUAUGCCUCAGGCCUACACGGACGGUAGAAGGGAUGCCAGUGAUGUGUGAGAUCAGACCCUCCUCGUCUGUCGUCCUCAGUUGCCCACAGGGGCUACAGGACCAUCGCUCCCAUUGCCCCCCUCUUCCUCCUUCCUCGCACCAGUUUCUUUGUGUGUUGUGGUUAGAAUGUUGGUUUGAUGUCAGUUCAAGCCCUGCCUCAGUUUCCAGGAUGUUCCCUUCCCAUCUCCCACCUAACAGCUAGGGACCAAGACCUUGGAGGCCAAAGGGCUGUAAUCACCCCCAUACCCACCGGCAACUUUGCCCACCAGCAUGGUUGACCACCCCACCCCCAUGCCCAAGACAGGACCUGGGUCACUCUAGCCUAGCCUGAGAGCAUCCAAAGCAGAGGCACCAUGUCCUAGGAGACAUUUUCCUGCCAGAGCCCUGUGGCUUAGCCACCAUGUCAACGCCUUCUGUGUGGCCCUGGAAAGACCGGAGGACAGAGAAAGAGAGAGAGAGAGAGAGAAAGAGAGAGAGACAGAGACAGAGACAGAGAGAGACAGACAGAGGCAGACAGUGAGAGAGAGAGAGAGAGAGAGCAGUGCACUGAGUGAGAGAGAGGACCCCUUAUUUCAUAGUCAGCCCUGCUGCUGACUUGCUGUGUGGCCUUCUGUAAGAACUUACCCUUUCUAGGCCUGGCUUUCCCCCUUUGUAAGCUGAGGCCAUACUCCUGGCAGCUUCCGAGAAUGCCCCACUUAGAAUAUGAGAUGAGCCAUGAUACCUGGUGGACAGAGCAGGCAAAGAUAGCACUGAAGACCCAGUGCUUAGCACAGAAGAUUCUGGAACUGGAUACCAGAUGGGAUCGUGUAGGCAGGGGUUAGGGUCACAGCUGGCUCAAAGGCUCAAGGCAGACCAGACUCACAUAAUUGUUAGCUCCCAUCCUCCACCCUUGUUUUUCUGAGAGUCUCAGCUAGUGGCUACCUGGUCGUCUGUGAGUCCUUACCAGCUCCCCCAGGAGCACAGAAUGUCAGUGCUGAGAAAGACCACCAAUUGUAAGUUCUUGCUUGUGGAAAAUGGGGAAGAGCAGAGAGAGGGCAAUGAACAUGUCCAGGAUCAUACAGCACAGCAUUGUGGGCCCAGAGUCUCGGAAUCCCUCCUCAGUGCGCUUCCUGCAUACCAUACUGCCUGUCCUUGAGGGUCUUUGAGCCCAUCUUAUACCUGUGCAGGGAGGCAUUUGAGAGGGCUCAGUGUUUUCCAACAUCUUAGUGGGACAUCCAACCUCAGGCUGUAAGGGAAAGAGCCAGGCCAGAUAGAUGGCUGAGGACAAAGUGCCCUCCUGGUCCUCUCUCAAGUACUGGCACAGUUAGCAGCUGGCUGAAUCAGUGGGCACUGGUGCCCCCCACCUCCGUCCCCUCCAACUUUUGUCCCUGUCUGUGCUCCCAAUGGCUAUUCAGCCUGAGAUGUGUCGCAGGAGUAGGAGGCUGCAGCCCAUGUCAGGGAAGCAUGCCCAAGACUUGCCUCUGGCCUGCAGAUCUCUGUUUCCAUUUUGAGAGCAACUACACAUCUCAGCACCCCCAUCCCCAUCCCUGAAGAUAGUUGCAGUGGCUUCACCCAGACCUGCUGAGAUGUAGGUUGCCCAGUAACAGCCAAUGACAUCGGCUCCAGUGCUGGGUCAAGUGUCUGUCGUUCAAAUUGUUGCUGGGUGACAGCUGGAUUCAGAACUUAGACCUCAGGGACUCUGAGCCUCAUCAAGCUUUCGAUAUUGUUCUAAAAGAGGUAGCUUUAGAGGAGACCUUAGGAGGACAGAGUCUUAGGAAGGAUGUGGCAGAAACUGCUGGGUCAUUUGAGCCCACCAGGCACACCAUCCCAAUCCUUUCUGCUUUGUCACAACGGUAAUGAGAAAUGACGCCUCUGCCACAUUCCUAUGCCAGGUCACCCUGGUUAAACUUCAGCCACCUCCCCCCAGGAGAAAGAAAUGGAGAUGUUGGCGCAUGUCUCUGAGUGUGGAUCACUAGGGAAAGGGCUGGCUCUCUAUUUCCAGAGUCCUCAACUGUUCUCAUCUAUUGCACCAUGAAUAUUCCCUGAGCAUGUGGACCCCUGUUUUGAUGCCUUCUGCUGCUCCCAACAGGACAGCUUCCACCCUGAGCUGCCCCUGGGUCUGAUGAAGAUGGAGCUGGGUUUGCAAGCAGUUUUAGGUGCUGCAACUGCAGAGCACGCUAUCUGCACUGUCUGCGACUGUCCUUAGCCUGUGAUGCAGAAGAGAAGGGCAGGGCUCUGAGAAGGUAGAGUAACUUGCCCGGUGUCGAUUGGCCAGCUGAUGACAGUGCUAUUUCUAUUUGGAGGCAGGUUACAUGCCUGGAGGAUGGAGCCACCUCCAGAGUGCAGAAGGAGCAGAGAUAAGGUGCGGGGCUCAGAGCCAGUGAAGGGUCUCUCACCUGUGCUCAAGCCUCAGCCUCUACCUGGGCUGCAGUUUGCAGGGCAGGAAAGGAGUGUCUCUGGAGUGAAGGCAGGAAGGCAGGGUGGAGGUGGCCCCUCCUCAGCCUCCUGCUCUGGACAAGGCUUAUGCCAGGUGCUCUAAGCUGAUCUCUGCCAGACUGCCCACCCACUCCCCCGCAUGUGGUGGUCUCUCUCACAUCCCAAGGCAUCAUCUCGCCAGUUAGACAUGAACAGGACCACAGACAUGAGCAACUGUGGGAGGGAACUCAACCCUUGGCUUGCAGAUGGAGAAGCUGAGGCCUGGCCAGGGAGCACAAAUGACCCUUGAGGUCCCUCUGACUGUGCCUGUCUUCUCCAUUUUCCCCAAACUGGGUCCCACCUACCUGUAAGUCCCAGCACCUUUGGCCUAAAAACUAGAGGAGUGUCUUCUCCCAGAUAGGGGCCUUGACUCUAGCUGCCUGCCAUCCCAGGUCCCACCUCCAAGCCUGUCCCCUGCCCCUGCAGGGUGAGGGACCAGCUCCUUCCCAGACUGAGCAGCCAGCAGUGCGCAUGUGAAGUUGUCAUCAUCGUCCUUGGACACUGUGGAAUGAGUGCCCUCCCUCCUCACUUGGCUCUAUUUUGUAAAUAAGUGACAUGAGAUAUUUUGUGUGUAUGUGUAUGUGUGAGUGUGUGUGUGUCAUGGUUUUGUUACCAUUUUUUGUUUUUGUAAAUUUGAAUGUUCAAAAUAAACGUGGUUUAAUCGGAA